CAGACUUGAGAUCAUGGUCGUAUUUUGCCCUGUAAUGCAUCAGCUGAGCGCUUAGCCACACCCCACAAAGCUCAGCGCCUACAUGCAGGAUCGCACACCAAUCAUGUAGCUGCCGGAUGGCGUGGGCUGCAAGGCUCACACGGCGCCAAUUUGGCCAGCCUGACGCCUGAUGCCCCUCUCCUGGAAUUUCCCAAGUUCUCUCGAGAGACCUCUCUCAAAGAUCUCGAGACCCGGUCGAAAAUUGCGGCACAAUGGCCGAACCCAUCGGCCUAGCCGCAGGUAUCCUCGCCCUCGCCGAAGCAGGCUUCAAGUUAUCCAAAACCCUCCACGGCGUCGGAAGCAGCAUCGCUAACGCCCGAAGCGAGUUGACGGAACUCGCCGGUGAGCUCGACAAUUUCGCAUCCGUCCUCGUGUCCGUCGGUGAAGUCAUCCAGAGAUCAGAUAACGAUGGUGGCCUUUCGUCAUCGGAUAAUCUGGUGAAAGUGACGGAGCAGAUACUGGAUAAAUGCGGGCUGGAAUUUGAAAAGAUUCGAAAGAUAGUGAAACUUCCGGUCGCUGUGACAACUGGGUCUGGAGGUAUACCGGCGUGGGAUCGGAUACGGUGGUCUAUAAGGAAGGCGAAGACGACCAGGUUGAAGGUUUCUUUGGAGUAUUCCAAGACGUCCCUUAUGCUUAUGCUGCAGACUCUGCAUCUUGCUGUUGGGUUGCAUGCAUUGCGGUCUCUCGAGAAGAUAUCCGAUGGAGGAGACAACACGGAACCUGGUCGGCAACGAAAGAUACUCAUGGGCGCAAGGACGACUCCCCCGCGAGCUUACAGCCCUGAACGUCCACAGCCAGUGUCGGUGAAUGCGACAAGCAAUUAUAUCGAUUCAGCUCAGUUUAUUGUGAAGAACACCGUCGCUGCAGUCUGCGGCGCGGCCGGCGAGCCAAUAUUCGAUUCCGGCUCCCUCGACAUCAUCGAAAAGGAGAUCCAAAAGAUGGUAACCGAAUACACGGCAUCGUCCGACGUGUUCCAGAGUCGAAUCGCCCAGGGCAAGCCAUCAAGUCUCCUCGAUUCCCUAAAGAGGAUGGGCCAGUCCGAGUUGGAACAGGUGUUUGACGAGAGCGGCGAUAUCGCCCUGGUGAACGAGAUAGGGGACUUGGAAAGGGACCUCGGAAUUCUACAUACUGUAUUCCUUGCGCAGAAGGAGCUGAUAAACCAGAUGAUUGCAACUUGCAAUGAGCUUCGCCACGGACAGCAUCUCUUUUCGGCGAUUAACUGCCUCACUUGGGUGAGCAGCGUCAUUGAUGGCUGCAAGACACAGGUCACGGGUAUGCUCCGGACAUGUCGGACAGUCAUUAUCAGCCUCGACACACUCAUCCAAGCGAAGCAGUUUCAGAAGAAGACUAACACUGCACGCUCCAAGAUAGUCAUGUUCGCGUGGCUUUUACUUGCCCCCCUCAUUCCCGUUAUAUUAACCACUGCUUUAAUCCUGGAAGCCUCCCCCGAUGGACCAUUUUUCUUCCUUGUGACAAAUUUAUAUUUGGUCGUUUAUAGUCUUCUGUUCUGCACACUCCUUAUAUCGUUGGCGCCGGUCCUUCGCAGAGUAAAUUCCCCAGGGGCUCUUGUGAGGAUUAAGGCUGCGACUCAGGCGAUUUGGUCGGCGCCCUCCGGUCGAGUUCCGGAAUAA
Messenger RNA from Aspergillus calidoustus, 1670 nucleotides. Lineage: Eukaryota; Fungi; Ascomycota; Eurotiomycetes; Eurotiales; Aspergillaceae. The record is from the annotation of a GenBank genome assembly.